GGACAGGGAGUGGCGGCGAUGGGGCUGGGCUAGCCAGCGGGGUUAGUGGAUCUGGAGCUGAGACGGGCGAGUGGAUGACGAGUGGAGGAGGUGGCGCUGAAGGAGGUGGCGAUGCUGGAGGCGGCGGCGAGAGCGCGCGUGACAGCGCUCGUGAUGGCCAUCAUCGCCAUCAGCGGCGCCGCCAUCACCAUCACUCGACCAGCAGGGAUCCAGCGCCGAUCGAGGUCCAGAUUUCGGCAGCGACUCGGAUCCAGGCAGUGUGGCGUGGCUUUCGGGCCUGGCGUGAGAGAGGCCGGCUGCAACUGACCAAGCGCAAGAUGGCUGCGGCCCAGGUGGUGCAGACCACAUGGCGGGCAUACGCUGCUGUCCGCAAGGUCCAGCAGCUGCGCCUGGCCAAGAGAGAGCACGAGGCGGCGGUGAUGAUUCAGGCUGCGUGGCGAGGACACGCACUGCGGCUGUUGCUGGCGGUCUCACCUCAGCCGCAGCCAGUGGAGCUCCCGGCGAAGCGGCGUAUGGCCAUGGUCGACUACAUGGACGCGUCGCUUGUGCCAUCUGUCGAGCCCUCGCUUCACAAUCUCAUGCACGCGCUGCAGGAAAACUGGGCGGCAGCAGCGGCGCGAUCGGCCGAGAUUGAGGUUCUUGCCAAGGAGCUGGAGGCCAAGGAGGAGGCGCUGCGCCGCGAGCGGGAGACUAACCCGUCGUACAUCCCUCCGCCUCUUGCGCCCGGCGAGAUGAGCCCCGAUUCGCUCCGUGCCGCGCUGGUCAUGGAUGUUGAGCCGCUGGAGCCGUGCCGGGCAUUGGCCUCGCUUCUGUGCGAGACAUCAAUCCGCCGGCGUGUGCCUGUCGCGCUCGAGCCGAUGCGGCGCUCGCUGUCGUCAGGCCUCUUGCUGCGGAGCGCCACCAGCAACGCCGAGCUGUCGGCUGCAGCCGAGCAGGGCGUGCCGCGACUGUCGCGGACCAACUCGAGCACACUGAUGGUCUCGCCGUGAGCGACUGACUGUUGGAAGUGGUUUAUCAUACUCUUGCCAGAAGCUCGAUCACUGCGCAGACCGGAAGAUGGUCUGACGGGUGCUCGGCGCUCGGCAGCGAGGUGCGGAUGACGUCGGCGAUGGCCUCGGGGGUUGAGA
Molecule: messenger RNA, 1127 nt
Organism: Thecamonas trahens ATCC 50062
Lineage: Eukaryota; Apusomonadida; Apusomonadidae
Exons: 1
Coding region: 75-989 (304 amino acids)
Biological process (GO): spindle organization; mitotic cell cycle; establishment of meiotic spindle localization
Cellular component (GO): spindle pole
Molecular function (GO): protein binding
Source: RefSeq, a predicted model, not a curated record